Betta splendens (Siamese fighting fish) is the source of this 2889-nucleotide messenger RNA. Its product is annotated as sorting nexin-14-like. The transcript is spliced from 28 exons. NCBI's taxonomy places the organism in Eukaryota, Metazoa, Chordata, Actinopteri, Anabantiformes, Osphronemidae. Gene Ontology annotation, molecular function: phosphatidylinositol-3,5-bisphosphate binding. Gene Ontology annotation, cellular component: late endosome. The record is from RefSeq and is a predicted model, not a curated record. Bases 1 to 2790 code for a protein of 929 amino acids. Gene Ontology annotation, biological process: autophagosome maturation.
AUGGCAGGAGUUUUUACGUACCUGGAGAACCUGAAGCGGGGGCUGAACAUCGACGUCCUGAGGGAAACGGGACGACAGUAUCCGAUGAUCUGCUUCGUGCUGCUGUCCAUGGUCUGUGGGACUGUGCUUCUCAACAGGUACAUCCACAUCCUGAUGAUCUUCUGGUCGUUCCUGGCGGGUGUCAUCACGUUCUACUGCUCCCUUGGACCAGAGUCUCUGCUCCCAAACAUCCUCUUCACCAUCAAACCAAGAAACAAACAGCGGCAGCAGCAGGAGCUGUUUCCUCUGGGCAACAGCUGCGCCGUGUGUGGAAAGAUCAGGUGUCGACGGCACAGGCCAACCCUGCUGCUGGAGAACUACCAGCCAUGGUUGGACCUUAAGGUUCAUUCAAAGGUGGACGCUUCGAUAGCAGAGGUGUUCGAGCUAGUCCUUGAGAACUUUGUGUAUCCCUGGUACCGGGACAUCACAGACGACGAAGGCUGCGUGGACGAACUGAGGAUGACCUUUCGCUUCUUUGCGUCAGUAAUCGUCCGCCGAGCUCAGAAGGUUGAUGUUCCUGCCGUGUUUGCAGACAAAGUGAUGAAAGCUGCAUUAAAGCACAUCGAAAUUAUCGCAAAAGCUCGUGACAAAGUGAACGGCGUGGGCGCUUUACAGCAGGCCGCUCUGGAAGCUUACGGCUCCGAGCUUCACGUUGCUCUGCACAGCCGCAAAGACGAGCUGCUGUAUCUGAGGAAAGUGACUGAGAUGCUGUUUCCCUACGUCAUGCCUCCCAAAUCCACAGACUGCAGGUCACUGGCUUUGUUACUGCGUGAGGUGAUGGCUGGGUCCGUGAUCCUCCCAACCAUGGAUUUCAUGGCUGAUCCUGAUACCGUGAACCUCAUGGUGCUAAUCUUCGUUGACGACUCUCCACCAGAACCGGCCACAGAACCACCUUCUGCCCUGGUUCCAUUUCUACAAAAAUAUGCCGACAUCAGCAGCAACAAAAAGCAGUCUGUGCUGAAGCUGGAGCUGAAGGACAUCAGGAAGCAGCAGGAUCUCCUGUUUCGCUUCAUGAACUUCCUGAAGCAGGAAGGAGCCGUGCAUGUGCUGCAGUUCUGCCUCACUGUGGAGGAGUUUAACGAUAAGAUCCUGAGUCCGGAGCUGAGCGAGUCUGAGCUGCAGCGUCUGCACUCAGAGGUGCUGCACAUCUACGAGACCUACUGCCUGGAUGAAAGCAUCGACAAGAUCAGCUUUGACCCUUUCAUCAUAGAAGAGAUAAAGAAGAUUGCUAAAGGUCCGUACGUGGAUGUGGUCAAGCUGCAGACGAUGCCCUGCCUGUUUGAGGCCUACGAACAUGUCCUCUCGCUGCUGGAGCGAGUUCUCACCCCGAUGUUCUGCCACAGCGAUGAGUACUUCAGGUACCUGCUGAGAGGAGCAGAGUCUCCCACAAGGAGCUCGAGGAUCAACAGAAACCUGUCAAAACGAGGGGAGACGUUUGGGAUCAGCAGAUUUGGCAGCAAACUCAAAGGUGUGUUCAAGAGCACGACGAUGGAGGGAGCCAUCCUGCCGCCCAGCGCCGUGAACGACGCCGAGGACGACGCGGUGGAGGAGGCCACCGUGGUGAUGGAGGACGACUCCCCCGCAGAGCCGGCCUCCACCGCAGGCAGCCAGAGGAACCUGGCAGCCUGGAGCGUCGCCAUCCCCUACAUCGACUUCUACGAGGACGAGGCCAAGAGGGAGAAGGUCCCCGUCUUCUGCAUCGACGUCGAGCGCAACGACAGGCGCGAAGCCGGUCACAACACCGAGCGCUGGUCUGUGUACAGACGUUACCUGGAGUUUUACGUGCUGGAGUCCAAACUCACUGAAUUCCACGGCACAUUUGCAGACGCUCAGCUUCCAUCCAAGAAAAUCAUCGGAACAAAGAAUUAUGAGUUCCUAGCAUCAAAAAGAGAAGAGUUUGAAGAAUAUUUGCAGAGGCUCCUGCAGCAUCCAGAGCUCAGCAACAGCCAGCUGCUUGCAGACUUCCUGUCUCCUCACAGCAUAGAGUCCCAGUUCUUGGACAGGAUGCUGCCUGACGUCAACCUGGGGAAGAUUUUCAAGUCUGUACCAGGAAAACUGAUCAAAGAGAAAGGACAGAACCUGGAGCCUUUCAUUCAGUCGUUCUUCAACUCCUGCGAGUCGCCCAAACCCAGACCCAGCCGCCCGGAGCUGACCAUCCUCAGCCCCUCUGCAGAGAACAACAAGAAGCUCUUCAACAGCCUGUUUCAAAACAACGCGAACCUGUCGGACAGUUCAGAGAGGAGACCCAACCCCAACUACUUUCUGGACAUGGUCCCGGUUCACGGCAUGUACGACUACAUGAUGUACAUCGGUCGCGUCGUGUUCCACAUGCCAGACUUCCUGCACCACGUCCUGUCUGCGGGCAGGAUCCUGCUCAAGAACACGUUUGAGACCUACAUGGACCAUUACAUGCAGUCCAAACUGCAGCACGUCCUGCAGGAGCACCGCAUGGUGUCGCUCAUCACACAGCUCAGAGACGCGGUGUUCUGUGAGAACGGCGCCAACAGAACCACAGAGGACAAACAAGUCAGAGCCAAGCAGACGUUUGGGGAGAUGAUGAAGUAUUUACCAGACUUCGUGGGGAAGUGCAUUGGCGAGGAGGCCAAAUAUGAGGGAAUGCGGCUCCUCUUCGACGGGUUCCAGCAGCCGCUUCUUAACAAACAGAUGACGUACGUCCUGCUGGACAUCGCUGUGCAGGAGCUGUUUCCAGAGCUCUCCAAGCAGGGACUGAAGGAGACGUUCAUCAUCUGACGUCUGCUGCAUCUGGAUGAAGUGCAAUAUUCACUCUGGGACCACGCACCAGUUUGAGUCCUUUAACACGCUAAUAAAAGAUGAUAUUUAUUGACGUCA